CGUCUCCCUCCUCCAGCGUCCGCACCCCAUGUGAGAGGUCUCUCUCGGGAAAAGCUCUCUCAAAGAGAAAAAAAUAAUAAUAAUAAGAAAAUGCAAUCUCUUCAUCUCUCCUCAAGAACAAACUACGAACCUUCUCCUCUCCUCUUUCUCUCCCCCUUCCUUCCACACCCCUCGAUGUCCUGUUUGGAAUAUCUCUUCAUCAACAAAGAUGGGAUGUACUUCUUCCAUCUCGAAGAGAUACGACAUUCGGCGGAAGAAGAAGUUGUGUAUCCAAGAAGUAGUUGUUUUCAUCCCGCCGAUGAAAAUUCCCAUGGAAACCGACAUUCUACGGCCUCUUAGAGGGCUCAUAUCUCGAGAUCUCUCGGAAAGGUUAUUGGCACUUCGAAAUCGGAUCUUGUUGUUGGCGGAGGGAACUGAUGUAUCUGCUAUUUCUGAACUCCAGCAAUCUCUUGAAGACUACAUGCCUUUCUUGCUUGGUUUGACAAAGAAAGAGUACAGACUCGAGGAAAUGGUGGAGUUCAAGUGGAAAAGUCUAGGAGAUGAUAAAAGAGAAAUCUGUAUAGCAAGCUCUUGGUAUGAAUUGUUGUCAACUGUCCACAUGAUGGCGAUGCUAUCAUUGUCGGAGGCAAAUACAAUGCUCAUUCCUAAGGAUUCCAAAGAUGUGUGCGAAAGGAAGGUAUCUGAAGACUGCAAGAAGACUGCUGUUGAUUUAUUGCUGAAGGCAUCAGGGUACUUACAAUGCUGUGUUCGGUAUAUAUUGGUUCAAAUGCCACAGAAUGUGAAGUUGAGACUGCCGAAAGACUUGCAGGAGGGUGUGCUGGAGGCUAUUUCCAUUCAAGCACUGGGCCUGGGAACUGAAAUGCAGCUUGGGAUGGCUGUUGAAAGCCAAAAAGCUACUUUGUCUGUAAAGAGGAGGUUGGCAUGUGAGCAAGUGAGUUAUUUUGCUCAGGCCCACCAUUGCUUAUCAGGAUGUGUCAGCGAAGGAUAUGGAAAGAAACAUAUAUUAUUCAUCAAAUGGAAGUACUUGGAGGCCAAGGCAGCUGCAUACUACUAUCAUGGUUUGAUCCUUGACAAGGGUAACAAACCAAUCGAUCACAUCAGUGCUGUGUGUUGUCUUCUUGCUGCGGAUGAGCUUCUCAUUGAUAGCAAGAGAGCCUGCUUAAGCUUUUGCCUUGACGUCCCAGUCACCAGAGCUCCUCCAGUAUGGGGUGCAAUGAAGCAUUUACAUCAGAAAAUUCCUGAAGUUGCAUCUAAGAAAUCUCAGAUGUAUGCAUACCUCUUUGAACAAGAAAAGUCUCCCCACGAGUUGCCUGACCUACCGGAUUUUCCUUUAUCCUUGAAGCCUGAUGACUAUGAAAUGCCAGAGGUGGACCCGUCAUGGGGUAGUGAAAAAUCUGAACCUGAGAUCCAAACACUCAAGGAACAUCUCGAAGAUGAGGAGGAGGAUGCAGUGGAGAUUGAAUGACACUGCAUGGCAUGCUUUGGUCUGGUAUGGGAAUCCUUUAUUCUACUACAGUUUCUUUGGGGACCGUAUUAUGGGGAAAGAUGGCUUUGCUUCACCUCGACCGACCAAGCACAUUAAUCUGAGAAGGGUUCAGAAUGGAUUUUGAAGUUUUUUGAACUUGGAAAUGCCAAUAGAUUCCCACCGACCAUCUUUAAAUGGGGAAAGAUGAUGGGAAAUGACUAGUAUCUGCAUGCUGUGUUGCAUCCAAGUCUUAUCUCAGAACCAUGCAUUGCUCAAUGCUAGUGUUAAUUAGAUCUUGAAUAAGAGAUUUAAGGUAUGAUUAAUGUACAAGUGCUUCCAUA
Magnolia sinica is the source of this 1806-nucleotide messenger RNA. RefSeq lists its product as uncharacterized. Lineage: Eukaryota; Viridiplantae; Streptophyta; Magnoliopsida; Magnoliales; Magnoliaceae. The transcript is spliced from 12 exons. The record is from RefSeq and is a predicted model, not a curated record. Bases 209 to 1465 code for a protein of 418 amino acids.